Molecule: messenger RNA, 2406 nt
Organism: Penicillium chermesinum
Lineage: Eukaryota; Fungi; Ascomycota; Eurotiomycetes; Eurotiales; Aspergillaceae
Exons: 4
Coding region: 1-2406 (801 amino acids)
Biological process (GO): telomere maintenance via telomere lengthening
Molecular function (GO): protein homodimerization activity; double-stranded telomeric DNA binding
Source: RefSeq, a predicted model, not a curated record
AUGGUGGAAACCAGGGGUUCUCGUCCAUCUUUUGAUGGAUCGACUGACCUUCCCUCAUUUACCCUCGAUGAUGGCGAUCUUGACCAGAAAUUCUCUCCUGCGUUGCAGGAGAAUGACGAAGCCAUGUCCCCUCCAGCGGCGAAGAAACGUCGAACCGGCUCGGACUCUCACCGCGCCACCGCGACGCAAUCGCCAUUCCAGGACUCAGAUCAGCAGCACGGAGCUGGCCACAAAAUCGAAGAAGAGCUAGCAACCGCUCUCGGGGAAGGCAUCGUCAACAACAUGCAUGUGCCUAAUGAAUCGGGUCAGGCUCCGGCUACCAAUGGCGAGUCGUCCGAUGCCAGCUCUAAUGUGGCAUCUCUCGUAGGUGAAAUCAUGGAUCAUACGGAGCGCCAGGAACAGACUGUUGCGAUGGGUCCACAAGAGGUGCCUCCUCAGGGCGAGUUCCCUGGCAGUCGAGGUGUCGCGUUCCUGAAGGCCAACUCUCACCUAAAGAUCCAGAGUCUGCCCAUUCUCGAGAAUCUGUCAAUGCAAAUUCUGUCUUUCCUCUCCCAGAACAGCUACCAGGACUUAAUAGCCAUGAUUUCUGAGCCAGAAUCUGAAGAUGGCCAGGCCUACGCCACGAUGCGCUCCCUCUUUGACCACACCAAGCGGAUCUAUUCGAUCAAAAACUCAUUCCUCAAACGCACCGACCUCGAAAUCACCGACCCUUCCCAGUUAGACGUCAUUCGCAAGGCAAAUCUGGCAUCGUUCGUUUCAAGCAUUUUUGGUUCUCAGGAGAUUGGCUUCGCCGAGUUGAACGAGAAUUUCCGCGAUGUCUUUAUGUCAGAGGGUGGUCGCCUGCUGAAAGGACCGGCUGCUCUGUACCUUGAACUCAAAACUCAAGCUUUCAUCGCCGCCAUGAAUAAUAAGUCAGUCUCACGGGAAGAGUUACUGUAUGAGCUGUUUCCGAAAGACAUGGAAAGUCAGCUGCUUGCGAAUAGGCCGGGGAACCGACAAUUAGCACCGACCGAAAUCGACUUUUUGACCCGGUUUACCAAGCGUCGUGAGCAUCUGUUGAAGGACUUGGAGAGUGAGGAAACGAUCAAAGCGUUGCCCGACAAGUAUCAGUGGGAGCAUUUCCUUCGAGACCUGGGCGCUUACAUCUCCAAGAAUUAUGAAUCAAUAAGCACACCUUAUGGUAAAAAGUUCAAGCGUCGUCCAUCUAGUGCCCACGAAGACGAAGAGACCCCUAGCACCACCCACCAGGGCCAAUUUUCGGUGAAUCAACCAUUGAAGGUCCCGGUGGACCAGAAUAUGCACGGUGACAUUGUGGAGCGAGCGGCUCGUGCUGCGCGACUUGCCUUGCAAGGCGAUGGACUUCGGCGUUCUCAACAACAGUCUCAGCUACAGCACCAGUACCAACAGCCGCAGGCUCAAAAUCAAGCGCCAGCUCAAGCCAGCCCUUCCUCGUCCCACCCCCCUCCCAUCAACCACAAGUCUCGCAGCCGCAGCCGCAGCAGAAUACCCAAUCCGAUCACCAAUUCUUCCAAAACUACACCCCCGCUCAACAACCACAGCAACAAUACAACCAGCAGCCUGCUGUGCAGCAAUAUCAGCAUAGCCCUACCCCCCCUGCAACAAAGCCCAUUGCCGUCCGCCACGCCUACCUUCCAACAAUACAACCCCAACGCGGCGCAAUCAAUGCAGGCGCGACAAAAUGGAAUUUCGACGAACUUCUACUACCCACCCGAACAUCCUCAUGUCUCCCAAACACAACCUACCCAAGUCUUGUAUGAACGCGCUCGGAUGGCAGCAUCUGCAAAAUCCUCUCCUGCUAGUCGCAAAUCAGGCCUGCCCAGCCAACGGCGCCCUUGGACUAUGGAGGAGGAGAGUGCUCUCAUGGCAGGUCUGGACAGGGUGAAGGGCCCACAUUGGAGCCAAAUUCUGGCUAUGUUUGGUCCUGGUGGUGUCAUCAGUGAAGCCUUGAAGGACCGUAACCAGGUUCAGUUGAAGGACAAGGCACGGAAUUUGAAGCUCUUCUUUUUGAAGAGUGGCAUUGAGGUUCCCUACUACCUCAAAUUUGUGACCGGAGAACUGAAGACUCGCGCCCCUGCCCAAGCUGCCAAGAGAGAGGCCCGCGAGCGGCAGAAGAAGCAAGGCGAGGAAGACAAAGCACACGUCGAGGGUAUCAAGGGCAUGAUGGCUCUUGCGGGCGCACAUUCAUCACCGGUGGGUGGCCAUGAAAUGUCUGCCUCGCCCAGUUUGCCGCCGGACCCAAACAGCCAGGCCAUGUUUGAUCAAACGGCCGAGCAAAACCUCAUGCAGACACUGACUCAAGAGGUGCACGGCAGCCCGUAUCAGCAGCAGCAUCAUAAUGGGCAUACGGCUGAUCAUAUCGAUCCUUCGAUGCAGCUUGGGCAGUAG